Molecule: messenger RNA, 1434 nt
Organism: Aureococcus anophagefferens
Lineage: Eukaryota; Pelagophyceae; Pelagomonadales; Pelagomonadaceae
Exons: 3
Biological process (GO): intracellular calcium ion homeostasis; calcium ion transmembrane transport
Cellular component (GO): membrane
Molecular function (GO): calcium ion binding; calcium, potassium:sodium antiporter activity; calcium channel activity
Source: RefSeq, a predicted model, not a curated record
GGCAUCUUCGCCGUGUCCGUCGUCUGCGUCAUCUACCUCUUCGUGGGCAUCGCGAUCGUCUGCGACGAAUUGUUCGUUCCCUCGCUCGAGCAGAUCGCCGAGGACUGGGGCCUGAGCGACGACGUGUCCGGCGCGACGCUGAUGGCCGCCGGCGGCUCGGCGCCGGAGCUCGCGACGUCCUUCAUCGGCACGUUCCAGGGGUCGACGGUCGGCCUCGGGACCAUCGUCGGCUCCGCGGUCUUCAACGUGCUCUUCGUCAUCGGCAUGUGCGCCCUGGCGACGCCCAAGGAGCUGGGGCCUUUGAAGCUCACGUGGUGGCCCCUGGCCCGCGACUGCUGCUACUACAUCCUCACGCUCGGGACGCUCGCGUCGUUUUUCACGACGACGUCGACGGGCCUCAUCACGGGCGCCGAGGCGGGCAUCCAGUUCUCGUUGUACUUCGGCUACGUCUUCCUCAUGUCGCAGAACGCGAAGCUCGAGUCGUGGGUGAAGCGGAAGCUCGCGAAGGAGGAGCGCUACAAGGUGAGCCCGGGCGACGCGGCCGCGGAUCCGUCGGACGGCGAGGCCAAGGAGGAGCACACGACCUUCUCCGCGGGCUUCCUCGGGAACCUCACGCACGCGGACCUCAAGAUGAACGCGGGCAUCGCCGUCGUCGCGCGCAUCAAGGGCGACGUGAGAGCGACGUUCGACUCGUUGGACGCGGACCGCAACGGGAGCCUCGACGCGGGCGAGUUCCGCAAGAUCCUGGGCCUGCUGGGCGACGCGACGUCUUAUGAUGAGACAGAGCUCGAAGCGUUGCGCAAGGAAUUGGACAUCGACCACUCGAACACCAUCGACUUCAAGGAGUUCACGCUGUGGGAUUUGACGACCGCGUCGCCCGGCGACGCGCUCGCGACGGUCCUGCUCCUCCCUUUAAACGGGUCCCUGGCGCUGACGGUGCCGGACUGCCGCGUCAUCGGCAACGAGCACUACUGCUACCUCAGCUUCGUCUGCUCCAUCGCGUGGAUCGGCGCGUACAGCUUCGGCAUGGUCGAGUGCAUCGUGUCCAUCGGCUGCUUCACGGGCAUUCCGAUUUUCAUCAUGGGGCUGACCUUCCUCGCGGCGGGCACGUCCGUGCCCGACCUCCUCUCGAGCGUCGCCGUCGCGAAGCAGGGCAAGGGCGACAUGGCCGUGUCCUCCGACGUUGAAUCACCCUUUUGCUGCCCAGGCUCCAACAUCUUCGACGUCGCCGUCGGCCUCCCGCUCCCCUGGCUCGCGUUCACGCUCGUCCACGGCUGCCCGGUGCCCGUCGGCGGCCACGCGAACGGCAACGCGCUGAGCGUCGCCAUCCUCCUCGCCAUGGUCGCCGCGGUGAUCAUCUCCAUCGCCGCGUCCGGCUGGAAGAUGUCCAAGGGCCUCGGCUUCACCAUGUUCGGCCUCUACUUCCUCUUCAUC